Molecule: messenger RNA, 1355 nt
Organism: Argentina anserina (silverweed cinquefoil)
Lineage: Eukaryota; Viridiplantae; Streptophyta; Magnoliopsida; Rosales; Rosaceae
Product: probable cinnamyl alcohol dehydrogenase 1
Exons: 7
Coding region: 83-1141 (352 amino acids)
Molecular function (GO): zinc ion binding; oxidoreductase activity, acting on the CH-OH group of donors, NAD or NADP as acceptor
Source: RefSeq, a predicted model, not a curated record
AAGUAACGUCGAGUUGGGUUUGUCUCUCAUACAAAGACGAGAGAGCUCUCUCUCUGUCCAUAGCUUUGGGUAUUAGUCAGCAAUGAGUGAAAAGGGGAAUUGCAUUGGAUAUGCUGCAAGGGAUCCAUCUGGGGUUCUAUCACAUUAUGAGUUUAGCCGCAGGGAUAUUGGAACCGAGGAUGUUUCCGUUAGAAUCACUCAUUGCGGAGUUUGUUAUGCUGAUGUGAUUUGGACCAGAAAUAAGCAUGGAGACUCAAAGUACCCUUUAGUGCCUGGACACGAGAUUGCAGGUAUUGUAAAAGAGGUAGGUUCAAAUGUUCAGCGGUUUAAAGUUGGUGACCGUGUUGGAGUGGGAACGUAUGUUAACUCAUGCAGAGAUUGUGAGUAUUGCAAUGAUGGACUUGAAGUUCAGUGCGUAAAGGGAUCAGUUUUUACCUUUAAUGGUGUUGAUGCUGAUGGUACAGUUACCAAAGGGGGAUACUCUAGUCAUAUAGUUGUUCAUGAUAGGUACUGCUACAAGAUACCUGAUAACUACCCCUUGGCCUCAGCUGCACCUUUGCUCUGUGCCGGAAUUACUGUUUAUGCUCCCAUGAUGCGCCAUAAGAUGAACAACCCAGGUAAAUCUCUAGGCGUGAUUGGGCUUGGUGGUCUCGGUCACAUGGCAGUGAAGUUUGGAAAGGCAUUUGGUUUGAAUGUAACAAUUUUCAGCACGAGCAUAUCCAAGAAAGAGGAAGCCUUAAGUCAGCUUGGUGCCGAUAAAUUUGUGCUCUCAUCUGACCAAGAGCAGAUGAAGGCCUUGGUGAAGUCGCUUGACUUUAUAGUUGACACAGCAUCUGGUGAUCACCCAUUUGAUCCAUACAUGGCAUUGUUGAAGACUGGUGGAACAUUUGUCUUGGUGGGAUUUCCCAGUGAAGUCAAAUUCAGCCCUGCAAACCUUAAUCUAGGUAUGAGAACCAUUUCAGGUAGUCUAACGGGUGGAACAAAGGAUACACAAGAAAUGAUAGAUUUUUGUGCCGCUCAUGGAAUCCACCCAAUGAUUGAAGUAAUUCCAAUUCAAUAUGCAAAUGAAGCUAUUGACAGGCUUACAAAGAGAGAUGUGAAAUACCGAUUUGUGAUUGACAUUGAAAACUCCCUGAAAUGAUACCAUGGAAGAUAAGCAGAAUUUCAAAGUAUCUAGUAAAAUAAGAUAAGCAGAAUUUUUCCUCUUUGAUUUUGUUGUCUAGUUAGAACUUUACAAGGCGGUGUGUUUAGGGUGAGAAUUCCUUGAGAAACUUGUUAUUGGCAUUGAACUUCUGCAUAAUUUGAUAGAGAGAACCGAGACUAUGUGAAAAAACAUCAAAUUUCUAAUGGGAUUG